CUGUCAUCACUCUACCACCACAGAGGGCUGCAGCACCGCACUACAGCGGAAAUGCUGGGAGCCAGAAACCGCAGGAAACACGGAACUGUCACGGACAUGAUCUGGAGGAGAGCCUUCUGCUAAUCCAACACAGCUAGUCAGCCCACCCUGAUACACACAUUCAGGAAAAACAUGGGGGGCUCUCAGAGCGUCGAGAUACCAGGUGGAGGAUCGGAAGGCUACCACGUCCUCAGAGUGCAAGAGAAUUCCCCUGGUCACCGUGCAGGACUGGAACCGUUCUUUGAUUUCAUCAUUUCCAUUUGUGACACGAGAUUGAACAAAGACAACGACACCCUAAAAGAGCUGCUGAAGAUGAACGUGGAGAGGCCCAUCAAGAUGCUGUUGUACAGCAGCAAGAUGAUGGCAGUGAGGGAGACAACUGUCACACCCAGUAACAUGUGGGGCGGCCAGGGGCUUCUGGGCGUCAGCAUUCGCUUCUGCAGCUUUGAAGGAACCAAUGAAAAUGUUUGGCAUGUCUUGGAAGUAGAGCCAAACUCACCCGCAGCCCUGGCUGGUUUGAGGGCGCAUGCUGACUACAUUAUAGGAGCCGACACCGUCAUGAAUGAGACCGAGGAUCUGUUCUCCCUCAUUGAAACCCAUGAAGGGAAGGAGCUGAAGCUGUAUGUCUACAACACAGACACAGACAACUGCCGCGAGGUGGUCAUCACUCCAAACUGUGACUGGGGUGGAGAGGGCAGUCUAGGAUGUGGGAUUGGCUAUGGCUACCUGCACAGGAUACCUACACUGCCAUUCGCUGAGGGCAAGAAGAUCAGUUUCCCUGCACGGACUCCCAAUGAACUCAAUCCUUCACCUAAAGAUGGAUUCACAGAGGUCCAUCUCUCUGCUGUCAUUCCAACCGUUCCGGUUGCUUUGUCGUCCUCUGCAUCGACUGGAUUAGAGCAGUCUCUCACUGGCUUUUCAGUCAGCUCUAAUCCAACCACUGUCCUAAGCAAUCUACAGACAGGAGCCCCCACAGUUCCACUGUCCAGCCAUGUCCCCUCCUUACAAAGCUCUUCCCUGCCCGUCAGUUCUGCUCCAACAAUACCAGGCUUAAGGCCCUUACACGGAGGUCUUCCACCAUUGCCUAAUUUACCAAACCACAACAUCACCAUGCCAGACAUGGGCCAAGUGCUGGCACCUGGAGUUGGAUUGCAACAUGCAGGUCUUCCACUUCCUCCUCUCAACCUCCCUGGUGUUACUCUGCCUCCAUCUGACCUUAUUCUUCCCCCCAUCACUGCUAAAUCGGCUCCUGCUGUUACACAGAAUACCACAUCUCCCUCUAUCCAAAUGAACAGGUCACUGACCAAUACCCCAAUCCAAUCGUCAGUGACCACCUCUGAAUCAAUAAAUAUCACUAUGUCUGUAGACUCAUCUUAGCAGAGAACACCAUUUAAGGUUGUCAGCUUGCCCUGAAGUCUUUAUACAAUAUAGACAGUCUAUUAGCUGCAGCACUCAGUUGACAAAUUGCUCCUAAACAGUGUUAGGUUUGUUGUACAAGUGCUCCAGUAUCUCGAGGAUACUGGAAUUACACUGCUGGUUUUCCUAAUUGCAGCAAAACUCAAGUUUUCCUAAGAAUUAGGUGUCAAAAGAAAAACAUCCAGGCACCUUAAGAGAAGAUUGUUGAUGGACAGUGAAAGAAUAAUUACAAGAGUCAUUCAAAACCUACAAAUAUACACUCUCCAGCAGGACAAGAUUUUAAAAUCAUUCAUAACUCAAUUGUAGUAAAAGGUAUGUUAACAAAAACUACGUGGACUUUUUGAUUUUUGCAACAAGUGUAAAACGUGGGGAACAAGUUACUUUCAAAUAUGAAAGUCAGUAUCCUUGCAGCUUCGAAUAGUAUACUACUGAGGAGUUUCCUUUAGAUAAGCAGGUUUGCUUGAUGCUUUAGCCAUGAAAUAUUAAAUGGUUUUGGUUUUGUACAAAAAAUAAUUUGUAAACGUUACCUUGAUUAAACUAAUGUAUUUUCUCUA
Molecule: messenger RNA, 2009 nt
Organism: Seriola aureovittata
Lineage: Eukaryota; Metazoa; Chordata; Actinopteri; Carangiformes; Carangidae
Gene: gorasp2
Product: golgi reassembly stacking protein 2
Exons: 10
Coding region: 172-1416 (414 amino acids)
Biological process (GO): Golgi organization
Cellular component (GO): Golgi apparatus
Molecular function (GO): protein binding
Source: RefSeq, a predicted model, not a curated record